AUGAGUAAAAAGUUCAAAUCGCAGGCUUCCAGCAGUCGUGCGGCUGCCGGAGCCUUUGAGCAGCAACUGGUGAUUGCAUUCAAGAAUUUACAGAAGAAAGAUGAUAUCACACGAACAAAGGCCUUGGAAGAGCUGAAAGAAUACAUCUCAGCUAUAGAAGGCAAAAAGGGAAUGUUGGAUGAUGGGUUUCUACAAGCCUGGGUCAAAAUAUAUCCCCGAGCUUCAAUUGAUCUUUCAAGGCGGGUUAGGCAGCUGGCUCAUACCUUGCAAGGCUCCAUCUCUGCACUGGUUGGCAAGAGGAUUGCACCUCACCUACCCAGAGUUAUAGGUGCAUGGCUUGCUGGUAUUUAUGACAAUGACCGGCCAGUUCAACGCUCCGCAUUGGAGUCUUUUACCAAUGUUUUCUCCACAGAGGAGAAGAGGAACAAUGUCUGGAAGAUAUAUCAAAGUUCCACGAUAGAGUUUAUCGACGAUGUUCUCCUCCACCAGACGCCCUUGACGUUGAGUGAUGAGCGAACAGUCAAACGGGAUGACGCCGAGGCAAAAUAUGCUCGCGUUGUGGGAGCCUCGUUGAUGCUUUUCAACCGCAUUCUAGGAAACUCGCCAGAUGAUGACUUGCAAAGAAAUUUGGUCGAAAUUGAGAACCUUCUUGGCAGCAAAUCUCUGUGGGGCUUUUGCAACCAUGAGGAUCCAUUUGUCCGCCGGUCUAUCUAUAUUGUUCUACGAUCAGCCAUCUCUCGAGAGCCUGGUUGGAUUGACUGGAAACUCCUCAGUUCAGCCAUUAUCGGGAAGUCACUCUCAAUGUCGCAGAUCGGCUCUGCUUCCGAGCUAUCUGAGUCUCUUCUUCUCUUGACCUCCUCCCGGCCGCAAGUAUGGAGAGAUGAUUAUACCGGAAAGACCUCCGCAUCAAAAAAAUUGCGCCAAUACAUUCAACAAGGCUCACAGGGUGGCCUCGCAGUUUUCUGGACCAAUCUGGAUAAGUUACUGCGUUUAAUUCCACGUGAGGUACUUGCGGGAGCCGAUAAAACAUCUACGGACGAGACAAUCAACAUUUCCAGUGCAACUGCUUUAACGGAAUCUAUCCAAGGAGGGUUGAAUUCAAGAGAAGAACCCCGGCAAAAUCUCACUACCGGGUGGAAAUCCUAUAUUCGUGUUGGGGCCUGGCUUGGACUUCUCAUGAGCCAGGAUCAACGGCCCGAGUUUGUUGAAACGAGACUGUCACCCUUGGUUGCACAGUAUGUGCGUCCUAGUUCUGAAAUGGCUCAGUGGUCACUUCCUUCACCAACCGCUCAAGACAUCUGUGCCGAUUAUCUCCUUACGCUCAUUAGCCACGACCAAAGUCACCAACUCGAGCCACUAUGGACGAAGCUAUCCAACGAAUUAUUGGAAGCCGUGAAGCUGUCAUCUCCCGAAAAGUCGAAUGACUUCCGAGCCUCUCAGGACGCUGUGUGCGCUGAAGCGCGACGCCUUUUUGCACUGGAGCCCGCAGUUCUUUCAAGGGCCUCAGAUUUGGAAAGCGAACAAAGCGCCCAGAGGAUCUUCGAGAAGUCGAAUUUAUUCCUUCUUGAAAACUGCCUGGAAGUUCUUCGUUCCCGCAAUGGUAAACCUUACGGAGCAGCUGGGGUCGUAGAAGAGUGUGUGCGAAGUAUGCCCUGUGUUGCGAAGAAAUCCCAGGACCUCCUCAACUUUGUUCAGACAGAUGCACCGGAGCUUUUGUUCUCGCCUUCUGGUGACAGGCUCAUUUCAAUCAUCUUGGCAUGCCGUGAGUGGGAUGGAUUUGCCUCCAGCUUUGAAAAGGUGGUUGAACGAACCAUGGAGUUGGAUCCUGAGCACUCCAAUGCACAUAUCCUGCAGACUCUUCUCUCCAACCUCAACUUCAAUGAAGUCGGCGACAAAGAUAAGCUCUCCUCGCUUGUCAUGCGAGCCCUGGAUAAGGCUUGCAGAGGAAGCUCUUCUCACUGGCCUAUCAUCACUUCUGUCCUUCAAAACCAAAGCUCUCGUAGUGGCUUAAUGGAUCAGAUAUUCUUGACAAUCAUCGAUACAUUGUCUCAAGAGGAUAAAGCGUUAGAUGUAUUGCACGGUCUUUCUCAUCUCGGGAAGCACGCGCCUUCUGCUAUCAAGGAUUUCCAGAAUGGGCCCAAUGGCUCGAAGCUAACAGGAAAAUUGCUAUACCUAACAGAGUCACCCUCAGAAGAAGUUCAUACUCUGACGGAAUCCUUAAUCAAGUCUUUCAAAGAAAACGUUGUUGGUGAUAUGAGUACUGCUUCCAAAAUUGAGAUUCUGCGUCAAGGCCUGAGCCAUGCAAGUGAGGAAUCUUUGUCUACCGAAUCUCUCUUUGCCAUCGCAGAAGAGCUGAUGCACGAAGUCGAUAUAAAUGACGACUAUACUGUGAAUGAUAUUUUACCUUCUUACGGUGCUUGGGAAGAUGCAAUGACUCCAUUCCUUCAGCUCCCACCAAAACCAUCAACAGCCAUUACCAGUCCGCUGCUGGGUGCUGUCAACCUUGUCCAGCGUGAUAUUACAGAGUCAUUGAAGACACUGCGGCUUGGAAUCUCCCGAGAUUCAGAUCGUUGUACUGCUGCGUUCCGCAUGACAGCUUUCACCAUCAAGGCAUUGUCGGCCUUCGAUAUUACCACGAAGUUGGAGAAUACGGACCUAGAGACACUCUUUUACUUCCUUCCGUUGGCCAUCCAACUGAUCGAUGAUGAUCUGAGCAUUGAAAAUUGCAAUGGCAUUUCGGGUCUUGAACUGGCAGAUCAACGUGAAGAGUACUUGGAGCUAGUGUUUCAGGGACGGAAAGUAGUCCGCGACUGGGCCGAUGCAAAGACGCCCCUCAAAUUUUCGCCAGAGACUACUCUCUCUUCAAUGUUGAUAUCUUUCUGGGAGACCAAGCUCGAGGGGCUCAAUGGAAAUGCUGCCAUGGACUAUCGCGUGGGUCAGGCUUUCGUUAAAUUGAUGACCUCUGUGGAUGGCUUUGAGACAUACAAAUCGCCCGAUGAUGUUGCCAAAAUUUGCAGGGAGGCACGCACUGCCAAUCCCAUUCGCUCAGCAUCGUGGUUUGCUGCUUUACGAAGCUCCAUUCUACGCAAUCCUGUUGGCAACCGAAUUUGCAAUGAGUUGGUUGCCGACUCUACCGGGCUCAAGCCCGAUGAUUCAUCCCUGCAAGGAUUGCGAAAACUCGCAUUUCUUAAUAUUCUGCUAUCUGGAGAAGAGGAUGUCGUUUCGACUAUUCCCACUCAGCGAUUGGUUUUCCUUGCCAAAAAUCUGAUUGAAUGUCUCCAAUCGGAGGUUACAUCAAUUGGAUUGAGAGCUGAGAUCUUGCAGACUUUGGCGUUCAUCCUCCCUGGUCUUACUGAUAUUUAUGGUUCACACUGGGAGGAUAUCAUGGAGGCUCUAAGCCUUGCUUUCACAAACACCAACGGAGGGGAAGAUGGUCUUCCCCUGCUCGUGUCUUCUUUCCGGCUAUUUGCGCGUUUGAAAGCCAUGGCCGAGGGUGAGAGCAAUGAUGACCUCCAAGAUGCCUGGUUAGAGCGAAAGAUUGGCCUUUCCAACGAGUUGGUCUCGACCAUUGGACAGUUCGACGCGUCAACCACAUUCCACCAGCCCAGAGACGUCGCAGUUGAGCUCCUUCGCCGCUUGAUCAGUGGGAUUGCCGUUGAUAAGCUCGAAGAUGUGAGCGGUGUGUUCCAACUUCUGACUGCUCACAGUCGUGCCGUUCAGCGUACUGCAUACACGAUUCUCCACCGCUACAUUCCCCAGGCUCAGGAGCAGGUAUCCUUUGACGUGGCCUUGUCAAAAACUGCAGUCAGCCUUCCAGACGAACUGAUAUCCCUUCUGCUUGAGACACCAACAAUGGAAAUGGUAUCGAAGUCGUACGGUGAUGACAAGAUGUGGACCAGCAUAAGAUCAUACCUUCUGAGCUGGAAGGUGGUCUUCGAUCACUUUACCAACGCGUCGAUUCCAGUGCAAGAAUACUACGCAGAAAACAUCAAGGAAUACAAUAUCCUGACCCCUCUGCUGGAAUUUAUGUUCAACUUUCUUCAAAAAUCACAGAACAAGAUCGUUGAUGCAUCCAAGUUCGAGAUCCAGUCCUUCGAGCCUGAUAGCUCGGAAAGUGCCGAGAAAGAAACCCAGUGGCUUUUAGUGCAUUUGUACUAUCUGUGCUUGAGGAAUUUGGCGAAUAUGACCAAGAAUUGGUGGAUUGAUACCCCAAAACGGAUCAAGGGGCCGGUAGAAACUUGGACUGAGAAACACAUCUCACCAUUGGUGGUUGAUGGCGCUCUUGAAGCCGUCACAGACUGGGUCGCCACCCAGGAUCCAAACGAGGAGCGAGCCCUCUCUGUCAAGAUGUCCCCACGCACAGCGGAGAUCAUUGCCAGCAUUUUAGUGGACGAGGAAUCACCUCCAGUGUCCAUUGCAAUAUCUCUCCCCCCUGCAUAUCCCCUUCAUGCUGCCACCGUGGUCGGCCGCAGUCGCGUGCUGGUGGACGAAAAGAAGUGGAAGAGCUGGCUGCUUACGAUCCAGGGUGUCAUCAUGUUCGCCAAUGGCAACCUUGUCGAUGGAUUGCUGGCAUUCCGACGCAAUGUCCAAGGUGCCCUGAAGGGACACAGCGAGUGUGCUAUCUGUUACUCGGUGAUCUCCACUGACAUGCAGACGCCGAACAAACGGCUAUAUCUCAAUGUGUCAAAGUUCAUCCCCACCAGUUUGGGUGACGCUAUUCGCGUGGGGCGCGAACCCCACCGUCCAAGCUUCUCGAGCUUCCUCCACGACCCUCACGCCCUCAUGGCUGCACCGCGAAUCCCCAACCUGAACACACUCCGACGAGGCCGAGGCCGAGGUCGUGGAGGUCUCCGUGGAGUUGACGAUAAUGGCCCGCGCAUAACUUCCAAAGACCGCGUCGUGCAGGGCACCGACAAUGACGCCAGUGUUUCUCGUCUCAGCGCCGUCGAGCUGGGAUAUCUCGACGAUCCAUAUGCGACAGCCUUGACAGACCCAGGGAAUGCAACAAGAAGACUCCCGAUCAUCAAUCGCGGAACCUACGUUCGCACCACUGCAAUCGAUCAACUCGUCGCCCAAUUCCUCGGUCCAUAUUCUCUCGAUACCACACAAAAGAAACAGAUCAUUUCUCUAGGUGCCGGGUCGGACACGCGAGUCUUUCGUCUCCUUACUACCCGGCAACCGUCCGAUCUUAUCUAUCACGAACUCGAUUUCGCCGUUAACACCACGGCGAAGAUUCAUGCGAUCCGAUCCACACCUCAGUUACAGAAAGCACUGGGGAUUGAGUCGUCCAGUCAGGAUAUCACCGUGUCAGAAGCGGGCGAUUCCCUCCAUUCGCCUGCCUACCAUAUCCAUCCUCUCGAUCUACGCACCCUCUCAUCAAGCACCCAAGAGAUCCUUCCCGGCGUGGACACAACACUACCGACUCUGUUGAUAUCCGAGUGCUGUCUUGUAUACCUCUCACCCACCGAGGCCACCGAGGUCGUCUCAUUCUUCACACGACUUUUCCCCACCGCUCCCCUUGGAUUGGUUUUAUACGAGCCCAUUCGUCCAGAUGAUGCUUUCGGUCGGACGAUGGUCUCGAAUUUGGCGACUCGGGGUAUCCAGCUCCAAACUUUGCAUAAGUAUGCUACACUGAAGGCGCAGCGGACUCGGUUACACGACCAGGGAUUCGUGAGCGGGCAGGCUGUUGCUGACAUCGAGUUUCUUUGGGAGCGGUGGGUGGAUGAGAAGGAGAAGGAAAGGGUUUCUCGUCUUGAGAUGCUGGAUGAGAUGGAGGAAUGGCAGCUUCUUGCCAGACAUUAUUGCAUUGCGUGGGGAUGGAGAGAUGGCGACGAUGCUGCGGCUUUUAAGGGGUGGACCACGCUGCAGGCUCAGCCUGGUGAUGUGUGA
This is a messenger RNA of Penicillium longicatenatum, 5889 nucleotides long. Its product is annotated as ubiquitin-protein ligase RKR1. Gene Ontology annotation, biological process: rescue of stalled cytosolic ribosome; methylation; ribosome-associated ubiquitin-dependent protein catabolic process. NCBI's taxonomy places the organism in Eukaryota, Fungi, Ascomycota, Eurotiomycetes, Eurotiales, Aspergillaceae. The record is from RefSeq and is a predicted model, not a curated record. The transcript has 11 exons. Gene Ontology annotation, cellular component: cytosol; RQC complex. Bases 1 to 5889 code for a protein of 1962 amino acids. Gene Ontology annotation, molecular function: ubiquitin protein ligase activity; ribosomal large subunit binding; methyltransferase activity.